CUGCGUUUGUGUCGGUGAUCUUCUCUCGUCAUGUUACCACUGCGUCGUGUUCUUAUUGUUACUUUUUUUAUGGGUUUUGGUGUGACCCAAAUAACUUUACCAAAGCAACCGAUAAAAGAAGCGUUGUUCCUCCACAACACAGUGUCCAGCAACAAGACCAUAAAAGAUUGCAUUUUCCGCAACUAUUUGGACCCGGAAGCGUGUCCGGAUCCGUUCUUGAAAUAUGUCAUUUAUAACGGAGGGAAGAAGCAGACCAUCAACUAUCUGGAGAAGGACUGGGUGAAAAAGAGCAUCCGUGAUGAGAACAAAGAGGAUGUGUUUAUUGUCCACGGUUAUGCCAGUGGGGAUGAUACUUUACCCAUUGUCGUCUUGAGGGAUGCUUAUAUUAAUAACGGAAGUUAUAACGUGUGGAUGAUCGAUUGGAGCGGAUUGGCUGAGCCUCCAUGUUACAGAGCUGCAGUAACGAAUAUAUGGACGGUGGCGAAGUGUGCAGGAGAAAUGGUAAUUUCGAUGAAGUCCUUCGGCAUCAAUACAGAAAGGCUCACAUGUGUCGGGCACUCUUUAGGUGCACAUAUUUGUGGGUUAAUCUCGCGGUCGUCGUCGAACAAGUUCCGCAGAAUAGUCGCGCUGGAUCCUGCUAGACCGUUGAUAACGCCGGCCGUUAAACUGGGAACCGGAGACGCGCAGGCAGUUCACGUGAUGCACACGAAUGCGGGACACUACGGUGAACGGGACAAACAGGGUCACGUCGACUUUUGCGUCAACGGCGGCAGGAUACAACCGUUCUGCGAGAACGUACCCAUUGACACACAAUUGUGCAGCCACGUUUGGGCGAUCUGCUACAUGGCUGAAAGUCUGCAUCCUGAAAAGGCCAGAUUGGCGAACCCGUGCUCCAGAAGAUGUCCUCCGCCGCCUCGACCCCUGCACAAGGCCGGUUCUUCGAUUUACAUGGGACAGUUCACCUCACUGACCGCCAUGGGUUCGUAUUGCGUGCACGACACGUCCACAACCCCGCCGUAUUGUCCCAAAUAUCCCGGAGAUGUGGGUGACAAAAGAUGUUGUCUGGACGUGUUUGAUCUGGGCACGACCACGCCGAUCAACGAAGUCACACACGAUCCAGUUUUCGGACUGUGAAAUUAAUUAUUAACUGUACUUAUUUUAUUUAUUUAUUUAUUUAUUGAAGAAUAAACUUAUGAAAGUA
Aethina tumida (small hive beetle) is the source of this 1201-nucleotide messenger RNA. Its product is annotated as phospholipase A1 VesT1.02. The transcript has 6 exons. NCBI's taxonomy places the organism in Eukaryota, Metazoa, Arthropoda, Insecta, Coleoptera, Nitidulidae. Gene Ontology annotation, molecular function: lipase activity. The record is from RefSeq and is a predicted model, not a curated record. The coding region runs from base 31 to 1134 and encodes 367 amino acids.